Messenger RNA from Lepisosteus oculatus (spotted gar), 2696 nucleotides. It is a transcript of the gene tgfb3, whose product is annotated as transforming growth factor, beta 3. Gene Ontology annotation, cellular component: extracellular region. The record is from RefSeq and is a predicted model, not a curated record. Gene Ontology annotation, biological process: transforming growth factor beta receptor signaling pathway; regulation of cell population proliferation. Gene Ontology annotation, molecular function: growth factor activity; transforming growth factor beta receptor binding; cytokine activity. Lineage: Eukaryota; Metazoa; Chordata; Actinopteri; Semionotiformes; Lepisosteidae.
AGUCCGAGACUCGUCGCAAACGCAGAGGGAGAGAGGGGUUCGAAUGGCAAAGGAGAAAUAAGAAGUCCGUACCAGCCAGAGAUGAAAAAAUAAACUUAUCAGGGAAACUGGAUCUAACACUUGUUAAAAAUAGAUUCCGCAAGGAGACGAGCGAAUAGGAUGCCAGUGCUUUUAAUAAAAGUAAUGAAGGAAGACGAAAGGGGACGUUUGAUAAAGUAUGACCAACAGUAAGAUUAAUGCUGAAUUAUGAUAGUCGGUGUUUUUGGAAUACAGAAUCGGAUUCCGCUGAACGGCCACUUCUUUGUAAAUCGUCGUUUCACACAAUGGGGGCAAAUGACUCAAUGAACAACUGAAUGAGAAGAAAGAGAUAAACUCAAGAGAAACAAAUCUGUAAACAAAAGUGUCAAAAGUUUAAAGGAAGAUUCCAGAUCUCUCUUUUUUUUUACCCCUCAGUGAAACGUAUGUACCUGUUAGGAGUCAUUUUCGGGAGGAAUUGGGUCCUUUGACUGAAUAACCGCUAUUUGGGGGGGAAAAAAAAGAAAAGGCAACCAAGAUGUAUCUGGGUAAAGCACUUCUGUUUUUCCUGCUUUUGAACUUUGUGACCAUGACUUUGACACUGUCCACUUGCACCACUGUGGAUAUCCACAACAUCAAGAAGAAGAGGGUCGAGGCGAUUCGGGGACAGAUCCUCAGUAAGCUAAGACUGACGAGCGUGCCCAAGGAUGUAGGUCCGACUCAGGUCCCUUUCCAAGUGCUGGCGCUGUACAACAGCACGAAGGAGUUGCUGGAAGAGGUGGGCAGAGACAGGCAUCAGAGCUGCGCUCAAGACAAUACGGAGACAGAGUACUACGCCAAAGAAAUAUACAAAUUCAACAUGAUUCAGGGGACGCCGGAAAACAAUGACCUCCAGCACUGCCUCAAGAGCGUCACCUCGAAGGUGUUCCGUUUCAACGUCUCGGCCAUGGAGAAGAACGCUACCCACCUGUUCAGGGCGGAGUUCCGGGCCCUGCGAGUCCCCAACUCCAGCGCCAAGAAAAACGAGCAGCGAAUCGAACUCUACCAGAUUCUGAGGCCAGACGAACAUAUAGCCAAGCAACGCUACAUCGCGGGAAAAAACGUCUUGACAAAGGGGUUACCCGAGUGGAUAUCCUUUGACGUCACGGAGACGGUCAGAGAGUGGCUCAUGUACAGAGAGACCAAUCUGGGCCUGGAGAUCAGCGUGCACUGUCCCUGCCACACCUUUAACACCAACGGCGACAUCCUGGAGAACAGAAAUGAGCUGCUGGAAGUCAAGUUCAAAGGGGUGGAGAACGAGUUUGACGAGCAGGGCCGCUGGGAUCUGGGCCGCCUCCGGAGGCAGAAGGAGCAGCUGUUCCCUCAUCUCAUCCUCAUGAUGCUGCCCCCUCACCGCCUGGACAGUUACUCCACGUCUGCCCGCCGCAAGCGGGCCCUGGACACCAACUACUGCUUCAGCAAUUAUGAAGAAAACUGCUGUGUGCGCCCCCUCUACAUUGACUUCCGCGAAGACCUGGGCUGGAGGUGGAUCCAUGAGCCCAAGGGCUACUACGCCAACUUCUGCUCAGGCCCCUGUCCUUACCUCAGGAGUGGGGACACUACACAUGCCCAGAUAAUAAGCCUGUACAGCACUUUGAAUCCCGAAGCCUCUCCUUCUCCCUGCUGCGUCCCUCAGGAUCUGGAGCCCCUGACUAUCCUCUAUUAUGUCGGACGGACUCCCAAGGUGGAGCAGCUCUCCAACAUGAUUGUAAAAUCCUGCAAGUGCAGCUGAGACCACCAGCACGUCCAAAGUGCAAUUCAGCAGGAGUGUCCAGCUGAGUUGCCUGCCAACCCCAACCCUUUUCCUAAAAAAUACCUCUGUACAGAACGCCAACUUGGCUACAUACCAGAGGAUCUGGCAGAAGGAGAAGAAUGACUGGUCACUCUGCUUAAAGACAAAACGUGCCUAGAAAACUCACCCUUUAACAUGUAAUGUCAUUGUGUUAGGAUGAACGUCAGACCCAUGGACCUAGAAGUGACAGUUUUUCAGCUUUAAACUUUUUUUUUUCAGCAUACUGAACUGGCUUUUUCCCCCCCCCUGACAGCUGGGCAUUUCAGACCUAUUUCCUUUUUAUAAAAAUGACAGACAAAAGCUUUCUUAUUGCGUGACCUGUAAGGAGAGCUGCUUGGUACAACAACUUGAGAACGUAGCUGCAGUUGAAACAGAAGACUCUGAAAAUGCCUGUCGGAUUUUGAGAAAAAUCACAAAGGUAUAAAAAUAAAACAAAGCACUGUUUGGCUGAAGCUGCAGCGACCUGUAUUUUUGGGAAUGCCAACUUAAAACCUUGAUGUACUUAAAUGAGUACAUAAGGAUAUUCAUGCUGGAAAUCUGCGCUGUGCGCACCUCAGUGCCCUACACUGUUGAGCUAGGAGAGAUACUGAUGGAUUUCAAAGAGACUUAGGAAAAAUCACACGCUGGAAAAGAACUAUGUCAGAACCAGAAUAAUCGCCAUCGUUACGUUUACCUCUUUUCAGCAAUAGAAGAACUUAUUUAGGGACAUUUUGUUCAUAAAUGGAAGUGAAUAUUUUCCAUUGUACAAUGUAUGUCACUUAGUGAAAAUUUCACUAAAUCACAAACUGUUAAUGUGUUCAUAAUAUUACUCCUGAAAACACUUUUUGUAUUAAAAAAAAACGGUCUUGGA